GUUGUGGCUUGCUUUUUCCUCUCUUCUUCCCAAACUCGCACCUGACACCUGCAUAAGACAUCAUGCCUGUUGAAAGAGAGAGCCCUCGCUUCCUUCCUGAACCACCCCUUUCUGUGUCUUUGGAAGAUCUGGAAAUGAAUGGACUACUACCUGAAUUUUUGGAUGAAGACUCUUCUUCUUCCUCUUCUACAACUGCCGGCUAUGAUGAUGAGGCCACUGAGGAGGAGUCUUCUCUGGAGGAGACCAAUGCAGAGGAGAUUUCUAAUGUAGAUCUGCUCAGGGUUUGCCAGGGUCUGCAACGUGGAUAUGGUUUUUCCUCUUUUUCAGACACUGAAUCUGAGGAAGAUGACCCGGCAGGGGGCAGUACAAAUGCCUUACUGUCCCAGCCAGUCCUUCAAAGCUUUUUCCUAUCUCCCAUAGAGGAGAAAGUGGCUAUAUUGGUGAAUUUUCUGCUGCUCAAGUAUCAAAACAAAGAGCCAAUCACCGCAGAAGACAUGGUGAAUAAUGUCAUCAAAGAGUACAAAGAUAACUUUGCUGAGAUCCUGAAGAAAGCCAAUGAACGCUUGGAGACAGUAUUUGGCCUUGAAGUGAAGGAAGUAGACCCCACCAACCACUCUUAUGCGAUCUUCAUUAAACUAGGUCUCACCUAUGAUGGCAUGUUGAGUGAAACAGAAGGGAUGCCAAAGACUGGCCUUUUGAUUCUUCUUUUGGGUAUAAUCUUCCUGAAAGGCAACCGUGCCACUGAAGAAGAAGUGUGGCACGUGCUGAAUAAGAUGGGCAUAUAUGCUGGGGAAAAGCACUUCAUUUAUGGGGAACCAUUUAAAUUCAUCACGGGAGAGUUGGUUCAGGAAAAUUAUGUGGAGUAUAAGCAGCUACCAAAUACAGAGCCUCCAUGUUAUGAGUUUGUGUGGGGUCCAAGAACCUACACUGAAAUCAGCAAGAUGAAGCUCCUCGAGUUUUUAACAAAGGGCUAUGGAGGUACCCCAGAUUCUCUCCCGGAUCAGUAUGCAGAUGCUCUAAAAGAGGAAGAAGAGCGAGCCCAAGCUCUAGCUACAGCCAAGAUUGACUCUAAUGCCACUACCGUGUCCUUGGAGAGUCCCGGUGCCACUUCCAGCAGCUGUUCCCCACCCCAGUUCAUUUUCUAUUUAUCCUCUUGCCUGCUGUUACCCACAAGAGUCAUCAUGUCUCAGGAAAUGGAUCAAGUGUGCUCUCCCACUUUUAAUGAAGACGAAGACCUGGAUAUUGCAAUGGCCUUUGCAUCUCUGGAGGAGACCUCUUUAUCUCCCUCCGAUUCUCCAAUGCCUGGUAACCUGGAGGAGGCUCCUGAUGCUGCAAUUGCCAGUGCUUCCCAGGGCCCUCAAAGUGAAAUUGCAUCUUCAACCAACAUCACAGAAGCCUCAUCAGAGAAAUCAGAUGAAGACUCCAACAGCGAAGAAGAAGAUAGUUCAGGCACCUCAGAUUCUCCUUCAGAAGAGAUUGCACUCCAAGAGCCUCUUGAUGAAUUGGUGGCGUUGUUGGUGAAAUUCCUGCUGUUCAAGUAUCAAACGAAAGAGCCAAUUACAAAGGUAGAUAUGCUGGAGGUUGUCAUCAGAGAGUUCGGAGACCAUUUCCCUGAAAUCCUCCUGAAAGCCUCUGAACGCCUGGAGAUAGUUUUUGGCCUUGACCUGAAGGAAGUGGAUCCCAUCAACCACAGUUAUCAUAUGUUCAUCAAGUUGGGCCUUACCUAUGAUGGCAUGCAGACCAACGAAGAGGGCAUGCCGAAGACCGGAGUCCUGAUUCUUAUCUUGGGUGCGAUCUUCAUGAAGGGCAACCGAGCCACUGAAGAGGAAAUCUGGAAAAUUCUGAAUAAGAUGGGGAUAUAUUCUGGGCAGAAGCAUUACCUCUUUCUCGAUCCCAGGAAGUUCAUUACCAAAGAGUUGGUGCAGGAAAAAUAUCUAGACUACAGGAAGGUGACCAAUAGUCAUCCCCCACAAUAUGAAUUUCUGUGGGGUCCAAGAGCACAUGCUGAAACCUCAAAGAUGAAAGUUCUGGAGUUUUUGGCCAAGAUCCAUGGGACUGACCCAAGUUCUUUCCCAUCCCAGUAUGAAGAGGCUUUAAAAGAUGAGGAAGAACGAGCCAAUGGUGCAGCCAUUCUGGAAGCAACCCUCAAAGCCUGGGAGGAAAUGCCACAUAUUGCAUUUAAAUAAUCAAGAGAAUGCAAUGUUAUCUUUGGGCCCCAAUACUAAAUAUGUAACUUCACGAUUUACCCUUUAUUUUGUAGACGGGUCUUACUUAAAUGGUCCUUAGUAGUAGGUUUAGCUUUAGAAUUUGUAAGUCACCUUUAUUGCUGUUUUUGAGAUUUAGAAGUAACCUCUCUCUUGUUCUGUAAUAAUGUAUUGGGAAAACACCAUUGUAUUUUGUGAUCCAGGAUAAGCAUUGCGAUAGGCACUUUUCUGGAAGCAAGCAUGGUAUCACUAUGGUAUCAGCUUUAAAAUUGGUGGGAUCGAGAGAGAACAAAGUUAAAGAUGAUAAAACCAUGGCUCCCUUGAUAUUGUUUUAGUGUAGUCUACAAAAUUAGAUUGACAGGCACAUCGAUUUUCUUGGCGUUUUCAAGAUCAUAUGAGAAAUAAAGUUUGAUAAAUUCCA
Messenger RNA from Echinops telfairi (small Madagascar hedgehog), 2625 nucleotides. Its product is annotated as melanoma-associated antigen B6-like. Gene Ontology annotation, biological process: negative regulation of transcription by RNA polymerase II. Lineage: Eukaryota; Metazoa; Chordata; Mammalia; Afrosoricida; Tenrecidae. The coding region runs from base 63 to 2186 and encodes 707 amino acids. Gene Ontology annotation, cellular component: nucleus. The transcript has 2 exons. The record is from RefSeq and is a predicted model, not a curated record.